Sclerotinia trifoliorum is the source of this 1984-nucleotide messenger RNA. Lineage: Eukaryota; Fungi; Ascomycota; Leotiomycetes; Helotiales; Sclerotiniaceae. The record is from the annotation of a GenBank genome assembly.
GAUGUUAUCUUGAUACCAGUUCAGCAAGGCUCACACAGAAGAUGAUAUUACCAAGCAGCGUCGCGAAGUUGCCCGUGAAGCUUUUAUAAGAUCAUAGGAAAGCUACAAAAAUCAUGCUUGGCUUCACGAUGAGUUAUUACUGGUGAGCGGCGGCUUCAAAGAACCAUUUGGAGGUUGGACAGUGAAUCCCGUUGAUUGCCCGAUACACUCUGGAUCAUGGACCUAAAAGAGAAAUUUCACGAAGCUGCUGCAGCGUCCGUGCAACUGGAUUGAAGUGUUACCAUGAAGUCUUGGAAUCAAGCUUUUUGACUACCAUCUGGUGGUCUUCCUGUUGCAUAUGAAUUGAGUAACGACCCAAGCAUGGUAGAAAAAGCAGUGGAACUAAGCAAAAUGUUAUACAUGGCAUUUGACACGCCGAAUCGUACCUCUGGGUUCUGGCUUUCCUUUGAAGACGCGAAGGCUGGAAGAAAACUCGCUGGGUACGUAGUGCGUUGAAUACAUGGGCAACCUCGAGUAGCUGACAUGAAAGCAGAACGCAUGACCCCAGUUCAGCGCCAACACCUCUAUCACUUGAAUGUACUAGACUGUCUCAAACCACGGGCGAUGAUAACUUAUGAAUUACGAUGCAAUGGAUUGUAUUAGACCACCUCUUGAGCGCAGGCAAGAGCAGUCGCUUUUGCUAGGAAUGUGGCCGACAAUGGUCAAUUCCCGGGAGGGAACUGUCAUGGGAGAUAAUUAUUUCUCGCUCGGUGCUCUUGCUGACUCGCUUUAUGAGUAUCUGCCAAAAAUAGCCGUACUCCUUGGUGGACGCGAAGGUUCUGCAUCUUGCGAGAAGAUGUAUCGCAGGGCAUGGAUGUCGUGAUUCAGCGCGUGCAUUUAGACUCAUCUCCCGGGGAAGAACGACUUCUUGUUUGCAGGCACUACUUUUGUUCAUCAAGAUGGGAUUCAUCCUGUUCCUGAAAUGCAACAUCUCACCUACUUCAUUGGAGGAAUGUUUGCCCUUGGUGGUAAAAAUUUUGGGAUCGAUGAACACAUCGACAUUGGGGAUCCUGUAGCUCGUGAAUGUGGUUGGGUGUAUCAAUCAUUCCCUACUGGAAUUCAUGCCAGAAAUAUAUGUUCUCGUGAAAUACCCCCUGCCGGCGGUUCAACCGUGUAAUUGGGACAAGGAGAAGUGGCAAGUGAAGGUGAUCAGUCCUUAACUCAUGGCUUUCGGCAUGCUCGAUCGAGACCCGCGCUAAUAAUUCGACCCGAAGCUAUCGAGAGUAUUUUCAUUAUGCAUCGAAUGCAAGACAAAGAAGACCUGCGGGAAACGAUGUGGACUAUGUUUGAGAGCAUCAUGAAGUCAACUCAGACGCCUUUAGCAAACUUAGCUAUCAGCAAUGUAACCGUCAGUGGUGAGACAGAGAAGGAGAACUCUAUGGAGGUAAGCAACAUAAUUCAUUUCAAUGGGUUGAUGCUAAUGCAUUUGAGCAGAGUUUUUGGAUGGCGGAGACACUCAAGUACUUCUACCUAAUACUCUCCUCGCCCCUCGCCAAAUACCAUCCGUCUAGAUGAGUACCUCUUUAAUAUCGAAGCACAUCUCUUUAGGCGAUUCAAUUGAGUUUGGUCUAGUAGAGAUAAAUGACAUCAUAAGAUCGUGCCAUAGUUGAUAUCUCGAGAUUUGUGAAUCUUAGAUAGGAGCAGUCACAAAAUUGGAUAUACGAAUGCAGUAGUGGCGCUAAAAUGCUUCUAGAGGGCAAGAGCCAGGGAAGACCCGUGGGAAUGCCGCGGAGGUAUCGAGCAAGAAUGAAAUGUCUCGACAGAUCGAUACUCAUAUUCUUAUGGGCUAGCUGGCCAAGGUGUAUUUACAGCAAGAUUAGGCCGUGCAAAAAGUGACAAAAUGACAUCUCUGCAUUGCAUGGCUAAUAUCACGGCGUUUAUGAUUCUCGUUUCAAGUGUCCCUAUGGUUGGUGGCGAAGCGUGAAUCCUGAUUCCUGAAAGCCCC